Molecule: messenger RNA, 1774 nt
Organism: Bufo bufo (common toad)
Lineage: Eukaryota; Metazoa; Chordata; Amphibia; Anura; Bufonidae
Product: squalene synthase-like
Exons: 8
Coding region: 31-1257 (408 amino acids)
Biological process (GO): cholesterol biosynthetic process; farnesyl diphosphate metabolic process
Cellular component (GO): endoplasmic reticulum membrane
Molecular function (GO): squalene synthase [NAD(P)H] activity
Source: RefSeq, a predicted model, not a curated record
GCAGAGCAUCACUUAUCGUACGCUGCGGACAUGGACUUCCUGAGGUCUCUAGGACACCCGGAGGAGAUCUACAACCUGCUCAGGUUCCGGCUGGGCGGCUGUCGGCUCGUGCUGUCUAAGGAGGACCGGGAGUCCAUGAGCGACAGCCUGCAGACCUGCUACAAGUACCUGGACCAGACCGGCAGGAGCUUCGCGACUGUCAUCCAUACCCUGGACAUAGAGCUGAGAAAUGCCGUGUGUAUCUUCUAUCUGGUGCUUCGAGCUCUGGACACCGUGGAGGACGACAUGACCCUCAGUCUGGAGACCAAAAUCCCCAUGUUACAUAACUUCCACACGUACCUGUACCAGGCGGAGUGGAGGUUUCCAGAGAGCAAGUAUAAGGAUCACGUAGUUCUGCGGGACUUCCCCACGAUUUCCCAGGAGUUCAGAAACCUGCCGGUGGGUUACCAGAAGGUGAUUGUAGACAUCUGCCGCGAGAUGGGGAUGGGCAUGGCGGAGUUCUUGGAGAUGAAGGUGGAAUCUCUCCUGGAUUUCGAUAAGUACGGUCAACUUGCGUCUGGAUUAAUGGUGAUCGGUCUGUCCCGGCUGUUUUCUGCCUCAGGACUGGAAGACGCCUGCAUUGGCGAGGAUAUAAGACUCUCAAACUCUGUGGGGCUCUUCUAUCAGAAAGCAAACAUCAUCCGAGAUUACCUGGAAGACCAGCUGGACGGAAGAGAGUUCUGGCCCAGAGAGGUGUGGAGCAAAUACGGCAAAAAUCUGUCCGACUUUGCCAAACCGGAGAACAUAGUGCCGGCUGUGCAGUGCUUGAAUGAACUGGUGACCAAUGCUCUGCAGCACGUGCCCGAUGUCCUGCUCUACCUGUCCCGGCUGAGGAACCAGAGCGUGUUUAACUUUAAUGCCAUCCUACAGGUCAUGACUAUGGCCACACUGGCCGCCUUUUAUAACAACCCGCAGGUGUUUAAGGGAGUGGUGAAGAUCCGUAAAGGACAAACUGCGACGCUGAUGAUGGACACCACCAACAUGCAGGUGGUCAGAGCCGUCAUGUACCAGUAUGCGAAUAAGAUCGAUCAGAAGAUCCCCCUAACAGACCCCUCCGCUGGACUCACAAAGAACAUGGCCUCCACAAUUCAGAAGCUGAGCUUGUUCGGUGGCCCCCUGGUGUCCCGCUACAGCUUCUUCCCCACUUACCUGUCACAUGCAGUCCUUUUCGCCGCCCUCAGCUGGCUGUACCUGAGCACAAUCAAAGCACAAAGUUAGUCAGCGCAGCUGUAAAAUGAAGUGACGGCUUGGGUGCGGGUACUGCUAACGUACAAGCAAACACAUGCCGCGGCGCGCUGCAACACAAAGUAUAUCAGCUAAUGCAUUUAUUCACAAUACAACAUGAAAAUGAGGGGCAGCGGAGCCCACGCUUAGCUCAUUCAUCUCAACAUGGCCAGAUCUGGGUCGCAGGACUGUAUGGUGCCUAACUAAGUCCAACACAAUGGGGGAGAUUUUAUCAAACUAGGGUAAAGGAAAACUGUCUUCGUUGCCCAUAGCAACCAAUCAGGAUCCACCUUUCAUUUUUUCAGAACUCCUUUGGAAAAUGAAAGAUGGAAUCUGAUUAGUUGCUAUGGGCAACAAAGCCAGUUUUCCUUUACACCAGUGUUAAUAAAUGUACCCCAAUAUCUCAAUUUUUCAAAUACCAAUCGGACCUGCAAUAAACUUUUCAGACAACAGGUGGCGCUAUGUGUUAAUUGCUUAUACCUGAACACAGGAUCAUAAGUAGGUUUCAGCG